Messenger RNA from Hordeum vulgare subsp. vulgare (domesticated barley), 1355 nucleotides. Its product is annotated as GDSL esterase/lipase At1g28600-like. The transcript is spliced from 5 exons. Gene Ontology annotation, molecular function: hydrolase activity, acting on ester bonds. Lineage: Eukaryota; Viridiplantae; Streptophyta; Magnoliopsida; Poales; Poaceae. The record is from RefSeq and is a predicted model, not a curated record. The coding region runs from base 49 to 1173 and encodes 374 amino acids.
GGAGGCCAAGCAUGGAAGCCCCAACUGAGAAGCGGCAAGCAACCAAGUAUGAGAACGCCUCAUGCAGCACUCCUCUUUUUACUCUUCAUGCUGGCGUGCCUCCGCGGUGCCUACUCCGGUGGCGGCCGGAGCCGCUUCACCUCCAUAAUCAGCUUCGGGGACUCCUACGCCGACACGGGUAACCUGGUCUUGUGGACUGAUCCCGUCCUUCCGGGUCUCCUGCUCAAGAACCUCCCCUACGGUGAGACCUUCUUCGGCCACCCCACCGGGCGUGCCACCGACGGCCGCCUGGUGCUGGACUUCAUCGCCGAGGCUUUGGGUCUGCCUUCUGUGCCGCCAUACCUCGCAAAGGGGAGCAACUUCUCCGCCGGAGUAAACUUCGCCGUGGCAGGAGCGCCGGCUCUGAACCUGACAUACCUGCAGGGACUGAACCUGACCGUGAACCCUCCGAUCAACGGCUCCCUCCACGAUCAGCUCGUGUGGUUCCAGAAUCUGAAGCCUUCGCUCUGCAAAGGACAAUCAGGUAGCGAUUGCUUUGGGAGCUCCCUGUUUGUCAUGGGAGAGUUCGGAGGAAAUGACUACAUAAGCUUCCUUCUGUCCAACAGAACUGUUGAACAAGCCAGACCUUACGUUCCUCAAAUUGUCGACAGCAUUUCCAGAGGCGUAGAGAAACUAGUCCAGCAUGGCGCCAAGUACAUCCUUGUGGCAGACAUCUUCCCGAUUGGCUGCCUACCAGGAGCGCUCACAAAGCUCGCUAGCCCAAACACGGUGGAGUAUGAUCGGCACGGAUGCCUGAAGAGUGUGAACCGGCUGGCCCGCUACCACAACUCUCUCCUCCGUCAACAGAUCAAGACGCUCCGGCACAAGUACCCACAUGCCAAGUUCAUUACCGCCGAGUACUACAAACCCUUCCUUGCAUUCUUAGAUAUGCCGGGGCAUUUUGGACUGAAUAGCAGCACAACCCUCCUCACCUGUUGUGGUGCAGGAGGCCCUCCUUACAACUACGACUUCAACGCAGGGUGCGGUCUGCCGGGUGUGGAGGCGUGCGCAAAUCCAUCCGAGGCGCUUCAGUGGGAUGGUUUCCACCUCACGGAGUCCGCCUACAGGGUCGUUGCCGAUGGGUGGCUCCAUGGCCCCUACGCGGAUCCACCGAUAAUGCACGUUGCACGCUAGUAGUAAUACCCAUAAUUUGUUUCUUACUGGCCUAAAACGCCAUGUGUGCUAGAGUUGAAAAUUCAGAUUCACGGGCAUGCCUAAAUUUCUGUCUAUAUAUGUAUCUAGCUUGAACCGUCAUCCAUUCAACUAAACUAGCGGGGAAACCGUCAUACACAUUUUUCUACAUGGUGUCUUCUAUU